GCAGCUGUCUAUCGUUGUCUCUGAUUGGGAACCAUAUUUAGGCAGCCAUAUUCUGUGGGUAUUUUGUGGGUGAUUGCUCCUGUUUCCAGUGUUCCAGUGUUAGUGUUCACGUUACGGGACUGUUUCGUCUUCAUUAUUUUUGUCGGUUUGUUGUUUUUGUUCAUUGUUUAAGCUUCCCCCUGAAGCUAGAACAGCAGAGUCCCUACCCAUAUUCUGAAAAACAUCUGAAACCUUACCUCUUCAAAGAGUAUCUUAAAUAAUCCUUCCCCUCACAACACCCCUCCCCCCCAAAAAAAACACUUAACCAGCACUUGUACUUGACCCCCCUUCUAGCUCUGACUCUACAGAUAGCUACAAUCUUGAGUUACAUUUACUUUCUCUGCCUGCGAUGUGUGGUUGUCUUAAGAUGAAUGCACUAACUGUAAGUCGCUCUGGAUAAGAGCGUCUGCCAAAUGACAAAAAAUAUAAAAUAUUCUUGUAAAUUGACCGGACUGUUGCUUUUUCAUCAGAAACUAUAAUAUUGUUUGGUUCUGUAUUUCACAUGUUAAGUUCAUUAGCAUCCCAGUGGCAGUGUAAGAAGGUAUCCAUAGUGCUUUGUUGUAAGCACACAGACAUUUGUAGAGUGCAGUGUAAGAAGGUAUCCAUAGUGCUUUGUUGUAAGCACACAGACAUUUGUAGAGUGCAGUGUAAGAAGGUAUCCAUAGUGCUUUGUUGUAAGCACACAGACAUUUGUAGAGUGCAGUGUAAGAAGGUAUCCAUAGUGCUUUGUUGUAAGCACACAGACAUUUGUAGAGUGCAGUGUAAGAAGGUAUCCAUAGUGCUUUGUUAUAAGCACACAGACAUUUGUAGAGUGCAGUGUAAGAAGGUAUCCAUAGUGCUUUGUUGUAAGCGCACAGACAUUUGUAGAGUGCAGUGUAAGAAGGUAUCCAUAGUGCUUUGUUGUAAGCGCACAGACAUUUGUAGAGUGCAGUGUAAGAAGGUAUCCAUAGUGCUUUGUUGUAAGCACACAGACAUUUGUAGAGUGCAGUGUAAGAAGGUAUCCAUAGUGCUUUGUUGUAAGCACACAGACAUUUGUAGAGUGCAGUGUAAGAAGGUAUCCAUAGUGCUUUGUUGUAAGCACACAGACAUUUGUAGAGUGCAGUGUAAGAAGGUAUCCAUAGUGCUUUGUUGUAAGCACACAGACAUUUGUAGAGUGCAGUGUAAGAAGGUAUCCAUAGUGCUUUGUUGUAAGCACACAGACAUUUGUAGAGUGCAGUGUAAGAAGGUAUCUAUAGUGCUUUGUUGUAAGCACACAGACAUUUGUAGAGUGCAGUGUAAGAAGGUAUCCAUAGUGCUUUGUUGUAAGCACACAGACAUUUGUAGAGUGCAGUGUAAGAAGGUAUCCAUAGUGCUUUGUUGUAAGCACACAGACAUUUGUAGAGUGCAGUGUAAGAAGGUAUCCAUAGUGCUUUGUUGUAAGCACACAGACAUUUGUAGAGUGCAGUGUAAAGCAUAUUGUCAUUCGAAAUUCCAAGACGGGACGAAAGCUGGAUGUGUUCCAUGGAAUCAAUUCUCAUUUUCUGCAUUCUGUUUCUAUGUGACAUAUAGUCACUUCAUAAUUGGCUCAGAUACCUUCUACAAUGUCUCUCCCGAACUAAGAGCAUGGAAAAUAAUCCUGCAACAACAGGAAAUGUGAAUUAUUGUGUGGAUUAUAAUGAAUGGACAUUUCUGGCGGGGUUGAUACAUUUUUUGUUUAGACAAAUCAGUGGAAAUUACAAACUUAAGAAGCGUUUUUAAACCUUGAAUACUCUACACGUUUUCAUUUCCUGAUGGGUGAUCAAAUCCAGACAGGUCACCCGUGAUACUAGUCAGUAUUCGAUAUCCAUGCAGGUCUGCGGGCAUCGGGAGAUGAUGAUGAAUCCGGCCACAAGGGGCAACAGUGAGCUCUGUUACCUUCAAGUAGGUUUGGGUUGUGGAUGGGGAUGGUGGAUGGACAUAACCUCCUGCCUCUGAUUCCAAAGGUUGAAUGGUCAAAUCCAGCGAUAGAAUGUUUUUUUUUGUUUUGUUUUGUUUUAAGCCUAUCACAAACCUUAACCCUUAGCUUAACCAUUCGGAGUUCGAAAUUUGAUGUCUGGAACAACUGUGAGAACUUGUCAUUAAGAUCCUACACCUGUACGACGAGGGCCAAUCAGCAAAAGCAUUUGCUUUGGGAAUAACCAAUCUAUAUUCACACAGAUGUGUAUGGCUAUCAGAUGUUGUUUGCAUUAGGGGUGAUGUGUCUGUGAUUGGAUUAGAAGUGUUGAAGCAUAAACGUGUUGUAAAUAGAACACUGCUGCAUGUGCUGUGGAAACAGUUCAUUUAUAACAUUGAAAAACUUUUAUUGAAAACAGUAAAGGUCUCCAUAGUGAUUUGUUC
Messenger RNA from Oncorhynchus tshawytscha (Chinook salmon), 2394 nucleotides. Its product is annotated as keratin-associated protein 9-1-like. The record is from RefSeq and is a predicted model, not a curated record. The coding region runs from base 542 to 1675 and encodes 377 amino acids. The transcript is spliced from 2 exons. Lineage: Eukaryota; Metazoa; Chordata; Actinopteri; Salmoniformes; Salmonidae.